AUGAUUGAGUAUUUUAAUUCUCAUGCACGUGAAAGCAGGGUAAUUGUGGAGAAACUUCGAUCAAAAAAAGGCAUCUUCAAGAUUUAUAUCAGUUGGACUACGGAAAAAAUUAUAGUGAGGUUUGAAAACUCAUCUGCUUCUUCAAGGGUUCACAUAAGUCUCGAGAUUGGUGGUGGGUUUGUUCGUGGUGUCUUGGAAAUCAAUCUUAUUGAUGAAGUCGUCGAAGUUGAUGCCCUAGGAUUGAACCUACCUAAGAAAAUGCAGAUUGAAAGAGUGUGGUUUGGACCACUUUGUGUUGAUGUAUUGAAAGCAGUGGGAGGAGUAUUAAUUCCUGCCACCUUUUUCUCUCUCUUAGUAAAGGCAUCAUUAAAAAGUGAAACUUCAAAUGUAAAUAAGAUUUUUGAUAACAUUAACUCAGCAGAGUGUACGUUGAAACUUGGAUUGGAACAGAGGAGCAUAGGUGGUGGUGGUGGUGGCUCCCAAAAAGGGGUGGUGAUGAUUGUAAAAGAGGAAGGGAGGCACAUACUUUAUGAUAAUGGUGUAAAUAAUGGAAGGUGCACUUACACCGUGUUUGUUUGA
Sphenostylis stenocarpa is the source of this 579-nucleotide messenger RNA. Lineage: Eukaryota; Viridiplantae; Streptophyta; Magnoliopsida; Fabales; Fabaceae. The record is from the annotation of a GenBank genome assembly.